UAAUAGGCAGUCCAGUCCAGUUCGAGGGGUCGACGACUGGGGUGUGCUCCGUGUGUCCCGGGCUGACAGGACCCCGGGUAAUACGACUCCGUCCCAGAGUGUACUCCGCGUACCCAGUGCUACCGUGUCUCCCCAGAAGUCGAGUUAUCGGUUCCCCUGGAUCCACUUAGUCACUCCAGGACUACCGCCGCGUCCGCGAUGCUGCCCGCCAUGCUGCUGCUGCUGGCGCCGCUCGCCCUGGCCUGCCCGUGCCCGCCCGCGACCGCCGCCUCCGAGGUGUGCGGCUCGGACCUCGCGACGUACCCGAGCCAGUGCCACCUGGACUGCGCCGCCGAGCCCGGCCUCUCCCUGCAGCACCCCGGGCCGUGCUCCCCCCAGGACCCCGCCCAGCAGCGGAGGCGCCUCUUGGCCUCCGAGGAGCUGCGCCAGUGGGACGAGUGCAACAAGGGACGCGACUGCCCCGCCGCGACCUGCAGCGAGUGCGGCCCGGACGACAGGGACUGCGCGGUCAUGUGCCGGCUGAACUGCGAGUGCGGCUGCGGCGGGUACCCGCCGGGCGGCAUGGACUACAGACUGUGGGAGGCGUGCAACGAAGGGAGGGGGUGUCUGGGCCGGGCCGCCACGUGUACGGUGAAGUGCGUGGGGGAGGAGGACGAGAAGGAGUGCAGGGACCCGUGCGAGCGGGACUGGAGGAGGUGCGACUGCGGCUGCACGCAGCUCGCGGGGAACCGGACCAAAGUGCGCCGGGAAGUUAAAGCCGUUGGAAAGAGUACAAAAGAAAAUAACCAAGAAUCGUGACCUAAACACUGAGUCUGGUUUUGCGAUACUUUUGACACAAAACCAUGCGAUAACUGGUGUUUUGCGAUUCCUACGCUAAAGGGCAUGAUAACCCCCAAACGUGAUAAAAGUAUCACAUUAUUGUGAUAUUUUUAUCACAUUUUUUGGAGUUAUCAUGCCCAUGCAAAUCACCAAUUAUCGCAAAAAUUCAGUGAAAGUAUCACAAAACGGAUUUCAGUGAAAUGAACCCUGCGCUCGUAUGCUAAUCCGUCUCCUUACAUUCCAGGAAAAUUUGUUGAAAUGAAAAUAUACGCUAUUUACUACAAACAA
This is a messenger RNA of Frankliniella occidentalis (western flower thrips), 1107 nucleotides long. Its product is annotated as serine protease inhibitor dipetalogastin-like. Lineage: Eukaryota; Metazoa; Arthropoda; Insecta; Thysanoptera; Thripidae. The transcript has 3 exons. The record is from RefSeq and is a predicted model, not a curated record. Gene Ontology annotation, molecular function: protein binding. The coding region runs from base 199 to 798 and encodes 199 amino acids.